Messenger RNA from Salarias fasciatus (jewelled blenny), 2699 nucleotides. It is a transcript of the gene pkp1b, whose product is annotated as plakophilin 1b. The coding region runs from base 1 to 2238 and encodes 745 amino acids. Gene Ontology annotation, biological process: cell-cell adhesion. NCBI's taxonomy places the organism in Eukaryota, Metazoa, Chordata, Actinopteri, Blenniiformes, Blenniidae. Gene Ontology annotation, molecular function: protein binding. Gene Ontology annotation, cellular component: nucleus; cytoplasm; adherens junction. The record is from RefSeq and is a predicted model, not a curated record. The transcript has 13 exons.
AUGACGAACCAACAUCACAUGAAGUCGGUGAUUUCCAUCGGGAACGUGGACGACACGUCCCUGGCGCUGCCCUCCGAGUCCCGCCAGCGCUCCGGCCCGCAGCGCGUGCUGGAUCAGGUGCAGUCUGUCCGCAGGACGAAGUCCAAAUCCAGCACGACGACCUCCCUGUCUCCCACAAGCCCUUCAUACGACUCCGUGUUCGCAGAGUCUUUCAGGUCAUCCAAUGGAAGCGUCUUCUUUGCGAAUGGCUCCUCCAAACCUCUCAGUCCAGACAAAACCAUCGGCCGUCAAAUACUCAGCAACUCCAAAGGCUCCACCAUGAACAAGAGCGCCUUCCUCUAUGAGAGGAGUUACCCCCUCAUCAGCUCCAUGAUGGUCAACCACACCACCAACACCAGCCGCAGUGAGCCGGAGAUGGCCUGGCAGCACUCCAUGCCAAAACGCUCCGUGUCCACGCAGAGGACGCUCCCCAGUAAAAGCACCUACAAGACGCAGAGGACCGCCAGUCAGUUUGUUUCCAGCAGCAGGCCUCAGCCUCAGCUUCAGCCUCGGUCUCCGUCCCAGCCGCUGCCUCUGUCUCCGUCCCAGCCUCUGUCUCCGUCUCACCCGCUGCCGCCGCCUCCACCUGCCUAUGUUGGCAGCGCUGCAAAUCUGAACAAAGCACAGAGCCAGUUCCUUGUCAGUCAAGCAGAUGUGUCCAAAGUUGCCUCAAAGCCCCCCGCCACCGAAACCAUGUCCAAGACCAAAGAGGACUCUGGGGUAAACGGAGGCACCAUGGUGGCCGACAUCACCAUGAAGGAGGCCGUGGAGUAUCUGUCCAACGAGGACCAGACUUAUCAGCACUGCGGAGCUUCCUACAUUCAGCACAACACCUUCAUCAACGACGCAGCCAAACUCGAGGUCUGGAAGCUGAACGGCGUCCGUCCUCUGGUGAAUCUGCUGCGCAGCCCCAGCUCGCAGGUCAGCCACACGGCCGCCGCAGCCCUGCGCAACCUGUCCUUUAAGAACGACAAGAACAAGGAGGAGAUCCAGCGCUACGGAGGCAUCGCAGAGGCCGUGGCUGCGCUCAAAGAGACUAACUCUGUGGACACGCAGAAACAGCUGACAGGUCUCCUGUGGAAUUUGUCCUCUUCAGAAAACUUGAAGCCGGACUUGUUGAAAAGUGCUCUUCCUGUCUUGGUGGAUCAUGUGGUGCUGCCUUACACAACAGGCCCCAACAGGACCAGCAUCCAAGACCCCGACGUCUUCUUCAACGCCACUGGAUGUCUGAGAAACCUCAGCAGUGCGAAGCAGAGCAGCAGACAGUCCAUGAGGAAGUGUCGAGGCCUGAUUGACUCUUUGGCUACGUACGUCGACGACUGCGUCGCUUCAGGAAAACCAGACGACGAGUCGGUGGAAAACUGCGUGUGCAUCCUGCACAACCUGACCUUCCAGCUGGAGGCGGAGGCUCCGGCUCUCUUCAGCAGGAUCACGGCUUUGUCCAACAUCGCCAGCAGGAGCAGCAGCCAGAGCAGCACCAGCCCGGUCGGCUGCUUCAGCCCACAGAACAAACCCACAGAGCACGAGCCGAGCUUCGACUUCCCAGUCAUUGAGGAGUCGCAGCCCAGUGGAGCAGGCUGGCUGAUACAUUCCAAAACGCUGCAGAAUUACCUGUCUCUGCUCAGCACCAGCCAGCGAGAAGAGACCCAGGAAGCCUGCUGUGGAGCGCUGCAGAAUCUCACCGCACGAGACGGCAUCGUCUCCAAUGUGAUGGGCCAGACUAUUGUGCAGAAACUGAGCGGCCUGCAGAUGAUUACCCCCCUUAUACAGUCUAAAAAAGUCAACUUGCAGAAGAAUAUAGUUAAUUUGGUGGGGAACCUCACUAAAAACCCCAACCUGCACAACGGCAUUGCUCGUAAAGCCCUCCCCGAGCUGCUGAGCCUCCUCAGCAAAGGCACCUCAGAGGGGAAUGAGUCUGACGACACCCUGGCCAUGGCCUGUCACACUGCCAGCUGCAUGCUUCUGAAGAAACCCGACAUCAGCAAACACCUGCUGAGCAACGGCCUGAUACAAUCACUGAGCAGCCUCAGUCAAGACAGAUAUUUACCCAAAUCGAGCAAAGCGGCAGCUCUGUUACUGCACAAUCUCUGGUCGCACAAAGAUUUGCAGAACCACCUGAAAAAGCAAGGGAUGAGUAAAACCUCGUUUGUGAACGACAUCACCACGGCGGCGCACAGGUCGGUUCAAGUCGUGGAUUAAUUCCAACGCUUAACGGAUCUCUGGAAGUUUUGUACUGAAGUAAUCGCCUGCAAGGUCUCUGCACAACCACCCAGACGUACACCGGCUCCGAGGCGGAGCGCCAGGAUUGAUUUUCUCUGUCUGAAUAAAUCUAAAUCUAAAACUUCAACCUUAUGCAUUUGAUUGUCUUCUGUAGCCCUGAGUAUGCUGUAAGGUGAUGAGAUGAUUUGUUUGUAAAAACAAAGGUGAAGGUUGAAAUGUAACACUUUACAUUUUAGUUGCUUUUCUAGUGUGAAAUCCUGCUCUGAACUUGUUGUGUUGUUGCGUCUGUAAAAAAUUGAUUUUCAUUGUGCAAAAUGAACCCGAUAAAUUUUACCGGCAUGCAGGAAUUUAAGAGGUUGCAUGAGGUUUGUUGGUGGUGUGAUGUUUUUUUUUUUCUUUUUUUAAAUAUUUUGUAUUUGAUGUUUUUAAAUCAAUGUACA